Molecule: messenger RNA, 3869 nt
Organism: Cataglyphis hispanica
Lineage: Eukaryota; Metazoa; Arthropoda; Insecta; Hymenoptera; Formicidae
Product: cytochrome P450 9e2-like
Exons: 2
Coding region: 161-1720 (519 amino acids)
Molecular function (GO): iron ion binding; monooxygenase activity; heme binding
Source: RefSeq, a predicted model, not a curated record
CGUUGAAUCUCGACGUAUAAAGUUGCCUCUGUACACUAUCUUCGUUAUUAAUUGCAUAAGAAAAAAGAAAAAAUAUUUGAUAAAGUGCAAAAGUCGGUUUAUAUUCAGCACUACAUAAAAUGUGUAUACUAAUUUAAUAAAGCCAGUACUUUUUGCAACCAUGGUAUACGUAAUCGCUCUGACAGUGAUAGCGGGCGCUCUCGGCCUCUAUUAUUACGUCUUCAAGAAUUUUAACUUUUUCAAAAAAAAUGGCAUACCGUAUAAAACGCCUUUACCCAUAUUCGGAAAUAAUGCAGGAGUCAUCUUCCGUCGUGAACAUAUGCUUCAUCUUGUGAAAAAUAUGUAUGAUUUAUAUCCUGAAGCCAAGUACGUCGGCAUGUUUGAUAUGACAAUUCCAGUUACAGUGAUUCGCGAUCUCGAUCUUGUUAAAUCUAUCGCACUGAAAAACUUUGAUCUAUUCACGGAUCAUCGCUCUUUUAUCGAGGAACAUCAAGAUCCAUUAUUCGGCAAAAAUCUGUUUGCCCUCAAAGGAGAGAGAUGGCGACAAGUACGGUCUUUACUGACUCCAGCUUUCACGUCCAGCAAGAUGAAAAGUAUGUUUAAAUUGAUGUCAAAUUGCGCUGCCGAAUUUAGCAAUUAUUUGGCGCAAAUGCCAACAGAUAAGAGGAAGAUGGAAAUAAAAGACGCCUUUACGAGAUACACAAAUGACGUAAUAGCUACUUGUGCUUUUGGUAUUAGUGUUGACUCUAUGAGAAACCCGGACAACAAAUUCUAUGUUUAUGGCAAGGAAGCGACCACUUUCGGCAUAAUCGCUUUUCUAAAGAUGUACAUUUACAGAAGCAUGCCAUGGCUGGCAAAAAUGUUUCAAAUAAGAAUUAUUCGUGACGAAAUAGCAAAUUUCUUUCGAGACCUCAUAGAAGAUACCAUAAAAACUAGGGAUGAGAAGAAUAUCGUUCGCCCAGAUAUGCUGCAAUUGAUGAUGGAGACUAGAGGUAAUGAAGGCAAACCAAAACUGUCUAUCCAAGAUAUGGUAUCUCAAGCAUUCAUUUUCUUUUUUGGCGGUUUUGAUAGCACUUCGACAUUAAUGUGCUUUGCUGCUCACGAGAUUGCAGUGAAUGAGCAAGUUCAAAAAAAACUUCAAGAUGAGAUUGAUAAGGCCUUGGAAGAGUCAAAUGGAUUAGCACCAUACGAAAUAGUUAACAACAUGGAAUACUUGGAUGCCGUGAUUAACGAAGCUCUCAGAAUGUAUCCGGUUGCUCCAGCAGUAGAUAGAGUAUGCACGAAAACAUUUGAGUUGCCUCCGACAUUGCCAGGGACAAAGCCUUUUACUAUAAAAAAAGGAGAAAGCAUAUGGAUACCAAUUUAUGGAUUUCAUCAUGAUCCGCAAUACUUUGAAGAGCCGGAAAAAUUCGAUCCCGAACGAUUUCUUGGUGAACGGAAAAAAGAGACUCUCAACAGCGGAGCCUAUCUACCCUUUGGGUUGGGCCCCAGGAUGUGUAUAGGUAAUAGAUUCGCUUUAUUGGAGACAAAAGUUUUGCUGUUUCAUCUAUUGGCACGUUGCGAUCUAAAACCUUGCGAGAAGACAUCGCUGCCGCUCAAGAUCGCUAAAGAUGGCUUCGCUAUGCGGCCCGAAGGCGGCUUCUGGUUGACUGUAUCACCAAGGAAAAAUAUUCAUCCCACUAUUGUUACUAACGCAGUCAAUGGAACACAUCAGCUAUAAAAUUGGAAACACCAAAACCAAAAUGAACAUAAAGGACAUUUCUUUCUUAUUUUUGAGAUAAGAAGAUUAAUGUUGCUGUAAGUUCAGAAAAUCAAAUGCAUCGUAUUGCGUCAGAAGUAUUUCUGAUAUGCUAAAAACAAAGAUGUUUUUAUAUCUUACAUAUUGCUGAGACUCUGAUAAAAGAGUGAGCAUAAAAAGAUUAAAGUUUAAAGAUCAAAUAUUAUUCUUUAUCUAAUAUCGUAAUUAGUUUAUUAGUUAAUGUGUUAUAGUUUAAUGUGUAACAACAAUUAUAUUCUUUUAAUACAAACAUUGGCAUCAUUAUUAUUGUCAUAAAAAUUAUUUGUAUUUUUUGCACAAGAUUUCGUUACAUUUUGCAAAAAGUUUUUUCGCAAUUUAUUACAUAUAUUAAAAUAAAAAUUUAUAAAUAAAAAUUUAUUAUACAGAUAAUAAUUAUUAAAAAUAGCUAAAAUUAAUGGGCACUUAACAUACACAAUAUGAUUAAAUAUAUCAUUAUUCUACGUAAAAGAUAUUUUAUGUACAAAAAAAUUUAACAUAUUAAUAAACAAGUUUAAAAAAUGUGUGUGUAACAUAUAUAUUAUAAAUAUAAUUAUAGAAUAUAUAUUUCAAUAAUGUUAAUAUACAUAUAUAUUUCGACAUAUUUUUGAAUCUUAUAUUUAUUCAGUCAUUUAUUUAGGUUCGAUUGAACUAACAUCAGAAAAAACCUUGGCGUAUUGCAUCAAAUUAUGCAACCAAUUCCUCCAUAUAAUGUACAUACAAGAAAUUAAAGAGAGAAAGAGGAAGUUGAUCAUUAUGAUUCGAUAAUGUCAUAUUUAUCUUUACUGAUCAUUCAUGUUAUUAUCUUUCAAUUAGCAUAUGCACAUAAUAAUUAGCAUUUUCUAUAAAACUUGUUAUUUUUCUAUCAUAUUAAAAUUAGCUUCUAUUACACUUCUUUUCUAUAACUUUUUUAGAAACAUAUUUCAUGAAAGUGAUAUGUUGCGUUUAUUUUCAAGAGAAAUAUAAAAAUUGCCCAAUUUUUUAUUUCUUUUUUGUUAAUUUAAAAAAAUAGAUAAGUAUCUAUUUAUCCUAUCUAAUAUUAAUAACGAUAUAUCUUUAUUAUUUAUAUAUUUUUUGAUCAAUUUGGGGAUUCAAUUUUCUUUUAUAAUAUCAUUCUUGUAACAUUCUUUCAUCGAAUACUUUUAUAUAUAUGUGUUGAGAAAAAAAUUGAUAAAAAAUUGAUAAAAAAAGAAAAGAUUAAAGAUUAAUCAAAGAUUAAAGAUCAAAGGAAAAAGAAAACAUGAGAAGAAUUAAAGAUCGAGUGCUCCUUUUUAUCUCGUCUCGUAAUCAUCGAUGAACUUGCAAUUUUAUAAUGUAAAUAAUCUUUCAUCUAAUAUACACAAUAUAUAAUAAUGCACAUUUUAACAUUACUGUCUUAAUAAACAUCUAUUUUUCAACUACGUUUCACUGAAUUUGAUAAGCUGGUUGUUUUCAUAAUUUAUUAUGUUAGAAUAAAAAUGCAUGAUACAGACAAGUGUUAAUUAAAGUAGUGAAGAUUAAUGAUAACAUUAUUAUGAUGAAGAAUAAAAAAUGUGUAUCAUUAUAUAUAAAAAAUAAUGCAGAAACAUUAGAUGAACAAAGUUGACAUGAAUAACAAAACUACAAAGUACAUGUGUUGUAAUAUAUUAUUUAUAUACUAUAUAUUAUUAUAGCACUACAUCUAUUGUUAUGCAGACAAUAUCAUAUUAAAAAAAAUUUAUUAACUCAUAUAUUUAAUUAUGAAAUAUAUGUAUAUUUGUCUUAUAUUGUAAAUUAUGUACAUACCUACUGCUCUAUUGCAUCAACAUUCUAAAAUAGCUCGGCUUAUUACGUCGAACUUCGUAAUAGACUCCUACGCAUGAUAGUUAUAAAAGUGAAGAAGAAAAGAAGAGAUAAAAGGGAGAAGGAGAGACAAAAUUCACCAUCAUACAGCAACGUGCAAAUAUGGUCAUAUCAUUUAUGGACACUUCAAUAUUAUAAUCUUUCUGUUAUACGUGCAUAAUAACUAGAACAAAUUUUCCACAUAAAAUAAGCUCUAAAAUUAUAUAAUUAUAUAUUUAAUAAUAUUGUAAUAAAUAUUAUAAUAAAUAUAUUAAAUUAUAUAAUAAGCAUAAAA